This is a messenger RNA of Cheilinus undulatus (humphead wrasse), 686 nucleotides long. RefSeq names its product troponin I, fast skeletal muscle-like. NCBI's taxonomy places the organism in Eukaryota, Metazoa, Chordata, Actinopteri, Labriformes, Labridae. Gene Ontology annotation, cellular component: troponin complex. The transcript has 7 exons. The record is from RefSeq and is a predicted model, not a curated record. Bases 45 to 581 code for a protein of 178 amino acids. Gene Ontology annotation, biological process: muscle contraction.
CCGUCUGCUUCUUCGACUGCAGGGAUUUCAAGUUAAACGCCAAGAUGUCGGAGAGAAAGAUAUCCUCGAGUCGCAAGCAUCAGCUGAAGAGUCUGAUGCUCUCCAUUGCCAAAGGUAUCCUGGAGGAGGAAGACAGGGAGAGAGAGAGGGAGAGGGGCCGCUACAUGUCUGAGACCUGUCCUCCUCUGUCCAUGCCCAGAUCCAUGCAGGAGCUGCAGGAGCUGGCGAGGGAAAUCCACCACAAGAUCGACGUGAUCGAUGAGGAGCGCUACAACCUGGAUAUGAAAGUCAAUAAAACCAACAAGGAGAUCGACGACCUUAAGAUCAAAGUUCAGGACCUGAUGGGAAAGUUCAAGAAGCCCGUCCUGAGGAAAGUACGAAUGUCAGCCGACGCCAUGCUGAAGGCUCUGCUGGGCUCCAAACACACGGUGAACCUGGACCUGAGGGCCAACCUGAAGCAGGUCAAGAAGGAGGUCAAAGAGGAGGAUAAGGAGCUGCGUGACGUUGGCGACUGGCGUAAAAACAUUGAAGACAAGUCUGGCAUGGACGGAAGGAAGAAGAUGUUUGAGGCCGAGGCCUAAAUCACAGUCUUACCUGCCGGAACUUACUGCAGUAUUUUUAGACCCUGUUUUUAAUGAGUAUUUGAACAGGAAACUAUUCAUAUAGAAAAAAAAAACUUUUUUUUG